GUUCCCCCAAAAGCUUCCUCCGCCACCACCCUCCAUCCCCCGCCCCGGCCCCGGGGACAUUUCUUUAGGCCUCUUUUCGGGUCUCCCGGAAGAGCCACCCGCAGAUGCUCACAGACGCUUCUGGAGAAAGGGAAGCGAUCUUGUGUGACUGCGCGAGCGCCCCGGGGCGGGUCCUGGCAGGGAACCCACUCCUGGGCUUGGCUGGAGGGGAGGGAGGGGACAGGCGGGGCUGUCACUUCUCCUCGAAUGUGUGACCGGCUCUGCUGGCUGUUUGAGAGGCUCCUUCACUUCGGCGAUUGCUCCCCAGCCAUGUCCGGGAUCUGGGUCCUCCUGCUUCUGAUAUUUGCCUCCAUGGCUGGACCAUCGUCUAAAGGUGAUAAUGCCCAAGUGACUGAAAUCGACUCUGAGAUGCUGAAAUUGAGUAAGAAUAUUACCGAAAGGGAGGCUGAGUGCCCUGAAGGCCAGCUUCGUGAGCAUGCAUAUUGCUGUCAGCCAUGUCCUCCUGGCAAACGGAAAGAUGGUGAAUGUACAAGCCCUGGGGGUGAAUCAAAAUGUGUGCUCUGCUCAGAGCGGGAGGAGUACACAGACAAGAGCCAUCAUUCUCAUAGAUGCAGAAGAUGUAGCGUUUGUGAUGGAGAACACGGCCUAGAAGUGGAAAAAAACUGUACCCGGACCCAGAAUACCAAGUGCAGAUGUAAACCAAACUUUUUUUGUAACACUCCUCUAUGCGAACACUGUAACCCUUGCACCACGUGUGAAGAUGGAAUCAUUGAGAACUGCACACCAACCAGCAACACCAAAUGCCAAGGACCCAGAUCAUACUUACACGGCUUGUGGGCCCUCCUGAUCCUCAUUCCAAUAUCUGCACUGAUAUACAGGCAGGUGAAAAGAUGGCGCAGGAGUAAAGGGAAUGGAGACCGGAAAUCUAUAGCCUCACAUACUGAAAUAAUGCCAAUGAAUUUGACAGACAUUGACUUGAGUAAAUAUAUCACUACUAUUGCUGGACAGAUGAAAAUAACUGAAGUCAAAGAAUUCGUUCGGAAGAAUGGUAUCCAUGAAGCCAAAAUAGACGAGAUUAAGAAUGACCAUCUCCAUGACACAGCUGAACAGAAGGUCCAGCUGCUCCGUUACUGGUAUCAACAUCAUGGGAAGAGAGGCGCAUACAGCACUUUGAUUAACGGUCUCAGGAAAACCAAUCUUUGUGCUCUUGCAGACAAAAUUGAAGACAUAGUCCAGAAAGAUGUUACGAGUGAACAUGAAAAUGCAGACUUUCAAAAUGAAAAUGAAAUCGUGGCCUAAAGUGAACAGCACUAACUCAGUUCUGAGAAUGUACUAAGCAAUAGAAAGAUUGAUGUUCGAGUAAGUUCUUAAGAGCUGCAGGCUAUAAAUAUUGCUUGGGCUCUUUACUGGGUGUGUUUCCUCUUCUCAUUUAUUAGAUUUGUAAAGCUUAUAUAUUUACAGGCUUUGAGCGUCUCAUGGUCCUACCUUUAAGGAUGUUUAAAAUCUAGUUGGGAAGAUGGACACGGUUAAGAGUAAAUACAAUGGUGUGUUACGUAUGCGAGUAGGUGUGUAUGCAAAGGACAAAAGGUUGAGAUCGUGCUCAAGUAUCAAAUGUAUAAUUCAGUAGUAAGAAUGUAAUUAAUGUGUGUGAAUACAAAUGCCUAUCCACAGGCUGACCCCCUUCCAUCAAUUAGCAGAUGGCCUCUUUUGUUGCAAUGUCACAACCACUGCCUCUAAAUUACUUCCCCAGCUCCACUGAUAAUUCUAGAGAUUUUACCCUAUUUUUUUUAUAAACUUUGUUUACAGCUCUCAGAGGAGCCUAUUCGGGGACAGCUUGCAUACACAUCUGAGUGCAGACUUUAAUAAGGUACUACCUCAAAGAUCUUUGCACGGCUUAUUGGCAUUUCAUUGUGAAAUAUUUCAAUUUUGAAUUCACAUAGAAAAGGCAAACUAAUUAUAAUGCUUGAAUAUACUUGUUUGCCAUUUUACUGGGUUGAAAUAAUCUACUGCUUUCUCAGAUGUCAAAACAUUUUGAUCAGGAAAGAAUUACGAGAGCAUCACCACCUCUGUAUUUUCUCCUUGAUGUGCAUCUCGGUGGCCUACGCACUCCCAUUCCUGGAAGUACUGCCUCAGAAACAGGUGACUCACAAAAAGCUGGGGCCGCCCUUAGAAACGUCUAGCUUGGUUCUGAGAGACUAAGGGCGCUUACAGAAGGUAGACAUGGGCAGACCCAAGUCUACCACCAAAGCUGGUAAGGUAGAUUUGAAUUUUGCCCUGCCCCCCACAAAAUGUUCAGUAACCACCCCCACCGUGUACUCUCUCUUGCUGCAAAAACAGCUUAUACAAGGCAAAAGUGAAAGCAUACCAGGUUUUAGGCACUGCUGUGAUUUCCCGCAGCUUCUUAGACAAACAAGCUCUUCCCCUCGCUACCACGUCCUGACUUUUACAUUUAAACACUUAUGAAAGUUUGUAUUAAAUGUGAAUUUAAAUAAAUACUAUUUAUAUUUGUAUAGUUGUAAACUGAAAAUAGGCAGAAGCUGAAGAAGAUACUUAGGACUUCCUAAAGAGCAUCCAUUGAUAGAAGAUUCUCUCCUCUUGUUUGUACAUAUAGAAUAUAGGUAAAAAAUAUUUAAUUAAAAUCAUGUUUUUGGAAUUUCUGGUUAUCUCUUUUUUUUUUUGGUGGGGGCUUGCUUUUUGUUUUUGUUUUCCUUCAUUUCUAACUAUUGCUAAAUGUAACCUGUUUAUAAAGCUUUAAUCCUUUCUUUGGUCUCUCAGGAGUUAUUGCCAUUUUAAAGCCAUUUUAGUAGUUAAAUAAUUCCCUGUUACUCCCAAGAAUACCCCUCCCAAACAAUGCCUAAUUAUUUAUUAUGUGAAGAUUUACUACGACAGGAUUACAUAUCAGGCACUGGAAGUGUGGAUAAGAAAGUAAAUAUUUCAAAGGGUUGGUUUUGUUGGUAAGAAAGCUAAAUGGAUAUUUUGAAAUAUUCUUUCAUGCAUACUUCCCA
Vicugna pacos (alpaca) is the source of this 3005-nucleotide messenger RNA. RefSeq names its product Fas cell surface death receptor (gene FAS). The record is from RefSeq and is a predicted model, not a curated record. Gene Ontology annotation, molecular function: tumor necrosis factor receptor activity; protein binding. Gene Ontology annotation, biological process: regulation of stress-activated MAPK cascade; extrinsic apoptotic signaling pathway in absence of ligand; immune response. Lineage: Eukaryota; Metazoa; Chordata; Mammalia; Artiodactyla; Camelidae. Gene Ontology annotation, cellular component: membrane raft; external side of plasma membrane; CD95 death-inducing signaling complex.